Messenger RNA from Sphaerodactylus townsendi, 3602 nucleotides. It is a transcript of the gene ITGA7, whose product is annotated as integrin subunit alpha 7. Bases 165 to 2699 code for a protein of 844 amino acids. Gene Ontology annotation, molecular function: integrin binding. The record is from RefSeq and is a predicted model, not a curated record. Gene Ontology annotation, biological process: cell-matrix adhesion; cell-cell adhesion; leukocyte migration. The transcript has 18 exons. NCBI's taxonomy places the organism in Eukaryota, Metazoa, Chordata, Lepidosauria, Squamata, Sphaerodactylidae. Gene Ontology annotation, cellular component: integrin complex; external side of plasma membrane.
GAUGUGAAGCCAGGGGGCCGGAGGAUUUCCACAGUCCCAAACUGCUUGGCACAGAGGGGGUGCUGCAGAGUCAGACAAGGGAUCGAAUCCACCCAAAGGAAGGCGCGUGAGAAUCAUUGUCGCCGCCGUUGCCAACCUUUGUGCUCAACCGCGCGCUGCCAAGCAUGCCCGGGGCUCUCUUCUGCUGCCUCUGCUGCCUCAGCCUCUGCCUCCGGGAGAGCGCAGCCUUCAAUUUAGACGUGACCGAAACCAUCCUCAAGUACGGAGACAACGGCAGCUUUUUUGGCUUCUCCGUGGCUUUGCACCGGCAGCUCAGCCCGCAGCCUGUCAGCUGGCUCUUGGUGGGAGCGCCACAGGCAGCUGCGUUGCCAGGUCAAAAGGCCAACCGGACUGGCGGGCUGUACGCCUGCCCCCUGACCCAUGAGAUAAAUGACUGCAAGCGUGUGGCCAUCGACGAGGGAGUUGACCUGAAGAAGGAAAGCAAGGAGAACCAGUGGCUGGGAGUCAGCGUUAAGAGCCAGGGUCCUGGCGGCAAGAUCGUGACCUGUGCCCACUUGUAUGAAGCACGUAACCGAGUGAACGAAUCUCUGGAGACGAGGGACGUCAUCGGCCGAUGCUACCUACUCAGUGAGGGACUGAAGGUGUCUGAUGAAUUGGAUGGCGGAGAGUGGAAAUUCUGCGAAGGGCGGCCGCAGGGGCACGAUCGCUUCGGUUUCUGUCAGCAGGGGGUAGCAACUGGUUUCACUGCAGACAGGCACUACAUCCUCUUUGGGGCACCUGGCACCUAUAACUGGAAAGGGAUAUUGUUUGUGACAAAUAUUGAUAGCUCAGACCCUGACCAGCUGGUCUAUAAAACGUCAGAGCCCAGCGAGAGGGUUCCCGGGAAUGCUGGAGACGUGGCCCUGAAUAGCUACUUAGGCUUUUCUCUGGACUCAGGAAAGGGAAUCGUCAAGAAUAAUAAGUUGAGUUUUGUAACGGGGGCACCACGGGCCAAUCACACCGGGGCAGUGGUCAUCUUGGAACGAGACAACGUCAACCAGCUGGUACCCGAGUUCAUCCUUUGGGGGGAAAAGCUCACCUCUUCCUUUGGAUAUUCCCUGGCCGUCGUGGACCUCAAUGGUGAUGGCUGGAUGGAGUUGGUGGUUGGAGCACCAAACUUCUAUGAUCGCAAGGCAGGGAUUGGAGGUGUGGUCUAUGUCUACAUCAACCAAGCUGGGGACUGGGAUAAUGUCCACCCCAUCCGUCUCAAUGGCUCCUAUGACUCCAUGUUUGGUAUCACUGUGGGCGCAGUUGGUGACCUCAACCAGGACAGCUUCCAAGACUUUGCAGUAGGAGCCCCGUUAGAUGGUGACGGCAAGGUCUAUAUCUAUCAUGGCAGCAGUUCGGGGUUUGCUGUCAAACCUGCUCAGAUACUGACAGGGGAGAGUGUAGGCAUCAAGAUGUUUGGAUAUUCUUUUUCUGGAGGGUUGGAUAUCGAUGGCAACCUUUAUCCAGACCUACUGGUGGGAUCUCUCUCUGACACAGUAGUGCUGUACAGGACCCGGCCUGUCAUCCACAUCUCCAGAACUGUCACCAUCUCACCACAGAACGUUGACCUGGAAAAUAUGAACUGCCGGCACCAACUGGGCAUUUGUAUGGAUGUGAAAGUCUGCUUCAGCUACACAGCCAACCCCUCGAGUUACAGCCCUCCCGUCACGCUUGAAUACACUUUCGAUGCCGAUACCACCCGGCGACAACUGGGCCAAGCUUCCAGAGUCACCUUCCUGGGCCGGAAAACCACAGACCCUGAACACCAAUACUCUGGUGUAGUAGAACUACCAACGCAGCAUGCCCGAGUCUGUGUCAAGGCUACACUGCAGCUCAAGGACAAAAUCCGUGACAAGCUACAUCCCAUUGUAGUGGUGGUGAGCUACAACAUCAAGCAUCCUCGUGCCAAGCGCCAGGUCCAGGGUGCCACUUUGGGGCCUCUUAUGCCUGUCCUGAAUCCCAUGCCACCCCACAGUCAUAAAACAGAGGUAAACUUCCUAAAGCAGGGAUGUGGCGAAGACAAGAUCUGUCAGAGCAACCUGCAGCUGAGCUAUGGGUUCUGUUCUCGUAUCGAUGAUUCUACAUUCCAUCCCUUGCCCAGCAGCACAGGUCCUUACUGGGACUCCGUGGCAGACGCAUAUUCAACCUGCGCCCCGCCAGCUGCAUUGGCUCUGGGCGAAGUACCGAAUCAGGUGCAAGGUUUUGGUGUGUUCCAGCAAAACUCUAAAAGGCGUGGGGCCAUCGAGCCCGUGGGACUGCCUCUCCCAGAAUACUCAGCAGUGACCUCCGUGGAAGUGAUUGUGCGAGCCAGUAUCACAGUGAAAUCCACCAUCAGCAACCUGUUUCUGAAAGAUUCCACAACACAGAUUCCAGUGACUGUCUACCUGGACCCCAGUGUGGCUGUAGCACGUGGUGUGCCAUGGUGGAUCAUCCUCAUUGCUAUUCUCGCUGGGAUCGUUGUGCUGGGCCUCCUGGUUUCCAUCCUGUGGAAGCUGGGCUUUUUCAAGCGUACCCGCUACGAAGAGGCCAAGGUACCACAGUACCACGCAGUCAAGAUCCCCAGGCAGGAGCGCCAGCUUUUCCGUGAGGAGAAAACGGGCACCAUCACCAAGAAGGACUGGGUUACCAAUUGGAACGGGAACAGCGAUGGCCACGUUCCUGCCUCGGCCUAGAUGUGUCCACAUUUCAGCUUCCUUCAUCAAGCCGCUGACUGGUAGGAAGAUUCAGGUGGCACCAUGCUGCUCUCCUCUCUGGAAGACCUGUGAACACUGGACUGACCUUUCCUGAGAGAUCGUCAGCAGAGAAUUCAGGGAGACGUGUGCUUUAGCACUUACGGUAACAUAUUCUACAAGGCCAAAGAUGCUUAGGGUUUAUCCUGGCACUCUUCUUCUUCUUUUCUCGUAAAGCUGGACAGAACCUGGCGUGAGAAACCGAUCGGGCUCCAGAAGGCGCCUCUGCUUUGCUCGGAUCACUUGCUUCCCCGGUUUCCCAAAGAAUCGUCUGAUGAGAAUCAAUCAGCACACUCCGUUGUCAGGUGUUGGAACCGUGCACCGUCACCUCUUCACUGUGAACGUGGACUUUAUUUGCUCUGAGAGCCAAUUUUGUCAGGGGAUUAGGGGACAGAGCUUGGAUUCUUUGGGUUUGUUACUUGGUUUCGAAGCCUGCUUGUUUUUUUGUAAUUUAUAUAGUCUCUCUAAUACACUUAUGGCCAGAGCUUGAUGGCUAGGGUGGAUGUAAAAUGACAUGCUUUAGUACUAGAUGUCUUUACUACUGUUAACACAAGGGUGUCACCACAAGAUGGCUGUCCAGGGGAUUGCUACCUUCUCCAAAAACAAACAAGACGGUCGCAUACCUACCCUGUGACAAACAUGCACCAGGCAAUUCGCUUCACCACUGCAUUGUGGUUACUAGCAGUGGAAAGAGAUGCAUCACCAAGAAACAGGCUUGAAAAACCCUUGAGUCUGCCCAGAAUGCAACAGGAUAUUUUUCCAGGCUUCCUAACUCCUCCUUGGUCACAACAAGGCAGUGGCUAUUUUGUCAAACACAAAAAUAAAUACACAUCUUGGGUAACCUUA